Molecule: messenger RNA, 1358 nt
Organism: Centruroides sculpturatus (bark scorpion)
Lineage: Eukaryota; Metazoa; Arthropoda; Arachnida; Scorpiones; Buthidae
Product: zinc finger BED domain-containing protein 4-like
Exons: 1
Coding region: 165-1358 (397 amino acids)
Source: RefSeq, a predicted model, not a curated record
GCAGCAAAAAUGAUGGUACUCUUACUUCUACCGAUUCCAAGAUACUGGUAGUACCAGGUACAUCAGAAAAGAAACAGUUAACUCUGAAGGAAACAACUGAAAGGAAAUUGUUAUGGGAUAUUAAUGAUCUGAAAUCAAUAAAAUAUCAUUAUUUAAUCGGUGAAAUGAUUGCCUUAGACAACGAACCAUUAUCACUUGUUGAACGAGUCGGCUUUAAAAGGCUUAUGGAAAAGGCAGUACCUCAAUACAAUAUACCUGGUCGCACUUACAUGACCGAGAAAAUUAUUCCUGAUAUAUAUAAUAGAAUUUGCUAUAAAAUUGAAUCUAGUAUUUCACGAGCAACAGCAGUAUCAGUGACAUCUGAUAUGUGGACAUGUCAGCACAAUAACCAGAGUUUCUUGAGUUUCACUGUGCAUUGGAUAUCUCCAGAGUUUAUUCUUGAACAUGGUGUUUUAGCAAUGAAGCCAUUUUCUGGCUCACAUACUGGUACCAAUAUCGCAAAAGAACUCAAUGCUAUUGCAGAAAGAUGGAAUAUUCCUCAUAGCAAGAUCCAUUUACUUGUCCAUGACAGUGGAGCCAAUAUGAUAAAAGGUGUACGAGACGCAGAAUAUGAUUCUGCCAAUUGUUUUAUUCAUUCACUGCAACGAGCUGUCAAGGAAUCGCUAAAGUCUCAAACGGAAAUAACACAGAUGGUAGUUGCUGCGAGACGAAUUGUUACCCAUUUUAACCACUCUGGUAUAGCACAAGAAAAGCUGAAAUGCAUUCGCCAAGAACUUAACUUGCCAAACCACCAACUAGUACAGGAUGUAAGCACACGCUGGAAUUCUACAUAUUAUUUAAUGGAGCGAUUAUUAGAACAAAAGCGAGCUGUUUCUUUGUACAUAACUGAUCACGAGUCUUUAAACAAUUUAACACCUUCUCAGUGGGAGCUAAUGGAACAAUGUAUCAAACUUCUCAAACCAUUUGAAGAGAUUACGAAAAUAACCAGCUCAGGUAUUUCCUGCAUCUCUGAAGUGAUUCCACAUGUUGUCACAUUGUUGAAAUACCUGGGAAAGGAAGAGACUGCAGAUAGAACACCAAAUUUAUUGAGAAUGAGAUCUUCACUACAAGUUGAGCUUGAAACACGGUUCAACUUUGAUGAGAAUGACAAAUAUCUGGUUGCCACUUUUCUUGACCCGCGUUUCAAAACCAGUUUCCUGGGAUUAGUUCAAACGCAAAGAGCAAAACAAAAAAUUCUUUUAGAAGCUCUGAAAAUUAGUCAUGACGAGUCUACUAGUACGGGUGAUUCUUCUCCAUUUCGUAAGAAAAGAAAUAUCAAUGAAAAUGAUAAAACCAUUGAAAUACACGACAGUUUUUGA